UCUUGACGUAUGGCUUUGAGAUAAAUAGCACAUUUUGAAUUUUGAACCUUUCUUUCAUCAAUGUUUUUAGGGGACCCCGAACAAAAGUUUUUCUUUGGCUUUCAUUAAAUUGUCUUGACAACGUUUUAAUUAUGUAAGAAAUUUUAUUUUAGGUAAAAUUGGCCAACUUGCUUUAGUUUUGAAAUUGGGUGCAUGUAUUAAUGACCCCUGUCAGAGAUCUUAAGAAGUCGGGUUGUUACAGUGUGUUUGUAUUUACUUUAUCUUGUUACCACUUCUUGAAUAUAUCUAUAUACGUAAUAUAGAUUUUUGGAUGACUAAUUCUAAAUGUUACAUGAGUAACUUGGAUAGGAGGCUAGAUGUACUUUGAAUGGGAUGUAUGUUGUAGCAUGUUGAUUGUAAAACUAUUGGUUGUGUUGAAUAUAAUUGUUUGGAUGUGUUAGGAAGCUGCUUGAUGAUGGUUGGGUUCAAAGUUUGUUUAAUGAACUUGUGCAAAAUUAUGUUGGGCAUGUGAUUGUUUGUGUGGUAAUUGCUAAUUGUUGGUGGAAAGCAAGAAAUGGCAAACAUGCUAGGGGGACUUGGUUUUAGUGUUGUUGAAUGUUGAGGCAAGCAAGAGGUGUGGCAAGAUGAGGCCUCUAUGUCUCGAUCUAGGGUCAUGGUGCUCGAGAUGGUGUGCCAUUUCUUGCCAUUUGGUGCCAUUGCAACAAAAACUGUGUUCACAUGAGAAAUGGAAAAUUCAGAAGAAUGAGAAUAUUAAUUGCAAAUAAGAAUAAGUACAGAUUAAGAAGAAGAAAAAUAGUAAGAAGGAUAAGAACAAUAAGGGGAAGAUUAAGAAGAGGAAGAAAAAUAAUAAAAAAUGAUGAAAAAAGAGUAGGGAAAAGAAAAUAGCACACCAAAAAUUUACGUGGAAAACCCUAAUUAGGGAUAAAAACCACGGGAUAAGGGAAUUAUUAUUAGAAAUUGAUACAAUGGAAUACAGUAGAACAACAACUUAAAUAGAGAACAGGGAAACCCUAGGAUACAAUGAAAAAGACAAAAUUGCCCCUAGAGCGCAAAACCCUAAUUUCAACACUCCCCCUCAAGUUGGGGCGUAGAUGUCAAUAAGUCCCAACUUGCUCACACAAGCGUCAAACAACUGUCUGGAAAGCCCCUUUGUUAGGACAUAUGCAAUUUGUUGAUUGGAGGGAAUAUAAGGAACACAAAUGUUGCCACUAUCGAGUCUUUCCUUGAUAAAGUACUGGUCAAUCUCCACAUGCUUUGUUCUGUCAUGUUGAACAGGGUUGUUUGCUAUGCUUAUGGUUGCUUUAUUAUCACAGUAGAGUUUCAUUGGGCUGGCAUGCUCUUGAUCAAGGUCUUUCAAGACUUUUUCAAGCCAGAUCUCUUCACAGAUUCCCUGACUCAUGGCUCUGUAUUCUGCCUCAGCACUGCUUCUGGCAACAACACUUUGUUUUUUGCUUUUCCAUGUAACAAGAUUGCCCCACACAAGGUACAAUAUCCUGAUGUUGAUUUCCUGUCUAUUACAGAUCCUGCCCAAUCAACAUCGGUGUAAGCUUCGAUACAUCAUUUUUCAGUUUUCCUGAACAUCAAGCCUUUCCCUGGAGAAGUUUUCAGAUAUCUCAAAAUGCACUCUACUGCCCUCAUGUGUUCUUCACCCUCUUCCAUCCAUUAUCACCCGUAGAGCAAAGGAAGAGGAUGCAAAGAUGAACCCCUCCCCUAUGUGAAAUUAAGGGCAACGUUUGACCAAAGAUGUCGCGAAGAUCAACUAGGUUAGUGGAAAAGGCGAAUGAAUAUUUAGAAAAAAUCACAAGUAGUGAAACUGCAAAAUCAUCUAGAACUAAGAGACGUGGUGUACCUUGGGGAAAUCUUAAAUCUUCUAGGAGUCAGAAGUGGACACGAAAUAAUGAGAUUAAGCUAAAUGAAGUUACUUCAUCUUUCGAGCAAUUAGAAGGGAAGAAGAGAAAGAGAUAUAGUAAGAGGUCAAUGGUCACAAGAGCAACGGCUUCAAAGAAUUUUAGGUCUGAGGAGGGGAUCAACAAAAAAGGGAGUGGGAGAUUAGGGAAGAGGGUGUAUUAUCAAAAAGUGGUGUUUGAUGGUGGUGACUUUGAGGUUGGGGAUGAUGUUUAUGUGAGGAGGAGAGAAGAUGCAAGCUCUGACGAUGAAGACCCUGAAGUUGAGGAGUGUAGAGUGUGCUUUAAGUCUGGAAAGGCUACAAUGAUCGAGUGUGAUGAUUGUCUUGGUGGUUUUCAUUUGAAGUGUUUGAAGCCGCCAAUGAAGGUAAUCCCUGAGGGGGAUUGGAUUUGUGAGUUUUGUGAGGCUGCUAAAAUGGGCAAAGAGGUUCAGUUGCCAAAGCCUCUGGAGGGUAAAAAACGGGUUAGGACAAUGAGGGAGAAGCUUUUGGCAGGCGAUUUGUGGGCUGCUCACAUUGAAAGUUUAUGGAAAGAAGUAAAUGGUAACCAUCAGUGUAAGGUUAGAUGGUAUAUAAUCCCAGAAGAGACUGCAACUGGAAGGCAACCACAUAACUUGAAGAGAGAGCUUUAUUUAACUAAUGAUUAUGCAGAUAUUGAGAUGGAAUCACUUCUUAGACUGUGUGAAGUCAUGAAUCCUAAAGACUACUAUAAUGCCAAGGAAGGGGAUGAUAUAUUUUUAUGUGAGUAUGAAUAUGACGUUCGUUGGCAUAGUUUCAAGAGGUUAGCUGAAAUUGAUAAAGAAGAGGAUAGCGAAGGAGUUGAUAGUGACAAAGAGUGGAAGUUGGAUCAGAGUGCAGACCCUGAUUCAGAUGGUGAUGUGGAAUAUGAAGAAGAGAGAGCACAAAUUUUACAAUCUCGGAACUACUCAAGCUCAACCCAUGAAUUGGCUGCAAAUUCAAGGAAAGGACGAUUUUGUGGACUACAAAAGAUAGGAGCUAAGAAGAUCCCAGCGCAUAUAAGAUGCCACAAACAGACUGAAUUGGAAAGAGCAAAGGCAACCCUCAUGUUGGCGUCACUACCCAAGUCUCUACCGUGUAGAAAUAAAGAAAUUGAGGAGAUAACUACAUUUAUAGAAAGUGCUUUACGUGAUGAUCAAUGCUUGGGGCGAUGCUUGUACAUCCAUGGUGUUCCAGGAACAGGCAAGACAAUGAGUGUGCUGUCAGUAAUGAGGAACUUGCAGGCUAAAGUUGAUGCAGGAAAUAUAAGGCCUCAUUGCUUUGUGGAGGUUAAUGGUCUAAAGCUGGCAGCACCAGAAAAUAUAUACAGGGUUAUACAUGAAGCAUUAACUGGGCACAGGGUUAAUUGGAAAAAGGCACUUCAGUUGUUGACCAAACGGUUUUCAGAUGUAAAUAAUUGCAGGGAGGAUGAGCGACCUUGCAUUCUGCUCAUUGAUGAACUUGAUCUUCUUGUAACAAGAAAUCAGUCAGUUCUAUACAAUAUUCUUGAUUGGCCUACAAAGCCACAAGCAAAGUUGAUUGUGAUAGGAAUUGCAAAUACCAUGGACCUACCUGAGAAGUUGCUUCCUCGAAUUUCAAGCCGAAUGGGUAUUGAAAGGCUUUGUUUUGGCCCCUAUAAUUAUCAGCAACUUCAAGAAAUCAUUUCAAGCCGCCUCGAAGGAAUCAAUGCAUUUGAGAAACAAGCUAUUGAAUUUGCAUCGAGAAAGGUAGCUGCUAUUUCAGGAGAUGCGCGUCGUGCUCUAGAGAUAUGUAGGCGUGCAGCUGAAAUUACGGAUUAUCAUUUAAAGAAGCAUCUUAUGAAGAAACCGAGUUUUACUUCCGACACUGUUAUUAUUGUGAAAACACAUGUUGGAAUAGCUGAAGUGGAAGCAGCGAUUCAAGAAAUGUUUCAAGCACCUCAUAUUCAAGUGAUGAGGAAUUGUUCUAAGCAGAGUAAGAUUUUCUUGACAGCUAUGGUGCACGAACUUUAUAAAACUGGAAUGGGUGAAGCAACCUUUGAAAAGCUUGCCAUGACUGUCUCGUAUCUUUGUACAAGCAAUGGAGAGGAAUUUCCUGGAUAUGAUGCUCUCCUGAAAGUUGGCUGUAGGCUUGGUGAGUGCAGAGUCAUUUUAUGUGAAUCAGGGGCUAAACACCGGUUGCAAAAGUUACAGCUUAAUUUUCCAAGUGAUGACGUCUCAUUUGCACUGAAAGACAGUAAGGAUAUACCUUGGUUGGCUAAGUAUCUAUAAAUCUAUUUUAGCUGCUAAUAUCUGUUGGGAACAAUUUUGAUCAUAUAAUAUACCAGUUUCAAUUUUGCCCAUAUGAGACAUUUAGACCCUCCUUUCGGAAUUGAGCGAAGCAAUACAGGUUGAAGUUACUGUUUUUUUUACUUCUCUUAAUUUGAUCCCAUGGGAGUCUUGUUUUUAGAAUCCUUGAGGUUGUCCGUUGAAAAUUAUGUAGUUUCUAUUGUGUACUAGCUUUGAGCAACGUUCAAUAGGAUUCUACGUGUAGGUGGAGUUUAACCAAACCACUAUAAAAAUUAUGGUAUUUUCUUUUCUUACUCUA
Benincasa hispida (wax gourd) is the source of this 4465-nucleotide messenger RNA. Its product is annotated as origin of replication complex subunit 1B-like. Gene Ontology annotation, molecular function: ATP binding; ATP hydrolysis activity; chromatin binding. NCBI's taxonomy places the organism in Eukaryota, Viridiplantae, Streptophyta, Magnoliopsida, Cucurbitales, Cucurbitaceae. The record is from RefSeq and is a predicted model, not a curated record. Gene Ontology annotation, biological process: DNA replication initiation; mitotic DNA replication checkpoint signaling. Gene Ontology annotation, cellular component: nuclear origin of replication recognition complex.